Molecule: messenger RNA, 1173 nt
Organism: Lizanozyma spartinae
Lineage: Eukaryota; Fungi; Ascomycota; Pichiomycetes; Serinales; Debaryomycetaceae
Gene: PRP46
Product: mRNA splicing protein
Exons: 1
Coding region: 1-1173 (390 amino acids)
Biological process (GO): mRNA splicing, via spliceosome
Cellular component (GO): precatalytic spliceosome; catalytic step 2 spliceosome; Prp19 complex
Molecular function (GO): protein binding
Source: RefSeq, a predicted model, not a curated record
AUGAUGAUAAAGAAACUAGCUGGUCACAGGAAGGAUCUCCUUCCUCCUACUGAUGAGCUCAGUGAAGCAACAUAUAAAAGUGUACGGCUUGAUUAUUUGACUCGGCUACCCUCAUCACAAGGUUCUUCCGGUGACAUCGAUACUGCUACUUCUCUUGUUGCUGAUGUCAAUAUAGAUGAAGAUGCUGAUGAAGUGGCUAAUAUAAAUACAGAUAUGAUACCUUCAUCUAACGAUAUUCAAUGGGAACUCCAACGAGUGAUGGCCUCUGCUCACGAUGGCUGGGUAAGAUCAGUAGCCAUGGACCCUGUUACCAACGAUUGGUUUGUCACCGGAGGCUCAGAUGCUGCUAUUAAAGUCUGGGAUUUGACUACUCUGAAACUUAAAGCAGUCAUAUCAGGACACAUUCUUGGUGUCAGAUCAUUGGCCGUAUCCCCACGGUACCCCUAUCUCUUUAGUGGGUCAGAAGAUAAAACCGUGCGAUGUUGGGACUUGGAAAGGACCCACGCUCCAGAAGGCUGUCAAAUAAGAGACUAUCAUGGCCAUGUUGGAGGCAUUUAUACCAUGAGUCUACAUCCAGAACUAGACUUAUUAUUCACUGGUGGUAGAGAUCAAGUCAUAAGAGUUUGGGACAUACGAUCAAGAACUGAAGUGAUGACCUUACUUGGACAUUCAAGCGACAUAACUUCCAUUGAAAGUCAAAUAGGUGAUCCUCAAAUCAUAUCCAGUUCAAUGGACUCGACUAUAAGACUUUGGGACUUGAGGAAACAAUCAACUCUAUUAACUCUCACUCAUCAUACAAAGAGUAUACGACUGAUGAAGUUGCACCCUAAGGAAGCUACCAUGUGCAGUGGAGACUCCAACGGUAACUUCAAGCAAUGGCUAUCAUCACCUGGAGGUGAACUAUUGAGCGAGUUCACAUCUACUAAUGAACUGUCUCGAAUCAUCAACAGUGUUUCUAUAAACCCCAACAAUGUUCUCUUUGCUGGGUUUGAUGAUGGGACACUUGAAUUCUACAAUUAUGUCUCUGGGAAACUCAUACAAAGAACCAAGUCAAUACCAUCACCUGGUUCAAGAGACUCAGCAAUCUAUGAUUCUACAUUUGAUAUGUCUGGCUCAAGACUUAUAACGUGUGAAGGUGAUAAGAGCAUAAAGAUAUGGAAAGAAGUUGAAUAA